AUGAAACACUGCGAACCCGAGGGGAAGAAGCACAAGAGAAAGAAGAAGGCGAAGAGGUGGAAGCCCUCGCAGUUUUCCGCAGAAGAGGGGAGUCGCGAACCUGGAAGUGGCUUAGAGCGUCACACGGCCCAGUCACGGCAUGGGGAGAAACAGAAAGAUAAAUCGAACUGCUCGGGAGACAUCGCCCGGGAGAGACACAAAAGACGCGGCACUGGCGAGGAGCGACACAGUGGUUCCUGGCGGCUUCCGCUGCCCCGAAUUUCUUUCCGUCGACGAGAACUCGACUCGAUUCACACCGUUAUUCACUACGAUAAGUUCGCACUACCUUUGGCCGCAGGAGUUAUCUUCCAUUCGAUCGCGCGUGCAUUUGUUGGCGUCGACUGCUCCCCAUCUCUCGUCGCCUUCGCUGCCUUUCCCGUCCACGCGAUCGCCGGCUUCGCCGCUGCUUCCUUGUUCGUCCGGACUUCCUUCUCGUCCUCCGGCCUGCCGCUUGCCCCCCGCGUGUACCUGCGUGUCCCUUGCUCGCGCGCAGCGACCGCAGAGGCGCCCGUCGACAGCGGGAUCUCUUCAAGCCGUUUGGAUCCCAGACCGUGGAAGGGUAACUUCAGGAGAGGGACAGGGGAGAAAGAAUUUGCCAAGGUGUUCGAAGACGCGAACGCAGGAGUGACAUCGGCCGCAGGUGCUGCAGCGCUGCGGGCGAGGCUCCUGCAGCUGGCGUCGUUGGUGUGGGGUUACUCAGGAAGACUCGCAGCUGCUGUGUGCCUGCCUGGUAUCAGGCGCAUACCUCCAGGCUGCAGCUGUAUACUCUCUUUCCGAUUUCAGCACCAACUCCUCCGGGGGACGAGCCCCGAGAAGGCUCUACCUGACGGCCGAAGGCGAGAGGCAGGCACAGGGCCAGGUGGUCGAUACAGCAGGAAAGACGACAGCGGAAGUGGCCCUGCACUCCACAACCAGAAGAGGACGACAGGAUUCAGUGGAAGCCGGUAG
Besnoitia besnoiti is the source of this 987-nucleotide messenger RNA. RefSeq lists its product as uncharacterized. The transcript has 2 exons. Bases 1 to 987 code for a protein of 328 amino acids. NCBI's taxonomy places the organism in Eukaryota, Apicomplexa, Conoidasida, Eucoccidiorida, Sarcocystidae. The record is from RefSeq and is a predicted model, not a curated record.